Brassica oleracea var. oleracea is the source of this 1443-nucleotide messenger RNA. RefSeq names its product protein FAR1-RELATED SEQUENCE 5-like. Lineage: Eukaryota; Viridiplantae; Streptophyta; Magnoliopsida; Brassicales; Brassicaceae. The record is from RefSeq and is a predicted model, not a curated record. The transcript is spliced from 2 exons. Bases 25 to 1431 code for a protein of 468 amino acids.
UGUUCUCACAUAUUGACAAAGAAGAUGAUGAGAUCUUUUCUUAAUCUGUUGUCUUCUCUCUUUUCAGGUGAUUCAAGUUUGAUUCCUCGAAAGUUGAUUGAGUUUUUGGUUGACGAAGAUGACGUUUCACUCAGCGACAGUGAAUCUGAGGAGGAAUAUGAAAUAGUCAACAAAGAGGAUCAACUUGCAACUGAAGGUGUUGAUGCUUUAGAAGCAAACAAUGAGAAUGAGAGGAGAGGUGAACUUUGUAUUGGAAUGGAGUUUAGUUCUGUUGAGACUGCGCAUAAAGCUUAUUGUAAGUAUGCAAGCAGUCAUGGUUUUAAUGUAAGGAAACAAAGGAGGACGAAAAAAAAUAAAGAAGAUGAAAAGGUAGCAAGGAUUCUUUAUGUAUGCUCAAAAGAAGGGGUUAGGAAGGAAUCUAAGUUCAAAAGAUCUUAUACCCGACCAAUCACAAGGUGUGGUUGUAAAGCUCAUAUGGCUUGUUACCUUCAGAGUAGCGGUAGGUAUAAGAUUGUGUCUUUCGAACCGAAUCAUAACCAUGACUUAGUGAGGACACCUAUGAAGCAUUUGCUGAAGGGAAAUCGAGCAGUCACUGUCUCUCAAAAACAACAUGCUGAUGAUGCUGAGAUGUCAGGAAUUUCAGCAAAAGCAACUGUUGAAAUGAUGAGCAUGGAAGUUGGGGGGAGAGAAAAUCUAGGUUUUUUGGAGAAAGACUAUCGCAAUUACAUAUACCGUAAGCGGAUGGUAGCAAUGAUAAAAGGAGAUGCUGGAGCAGUUUUAGAAUACUUUCAGAAAAAGAAAGAAGAUAAUUCUUCUUUUUUUUAUUCAAUGCAACUUGAUAAAGACGAUAUGAUCACUAAUAUCUUCUGGGCGGAUGAUCGGUCUAUAAACGAUUACAAUCUCUUUGGAGAUGUCAUUUGCUUUGACACAACUUAUAAGACCAAUGAGUAUGAUAGACCAUUUGCUCCAUUUGUCGGGGUUAAUCAUCAUAAGCAAACUGUUGUGUUCGGAGCUGCUCUUUUAUAUGAUGAAACGACUGAGUCUUUUAAGUGGCUUUUUGAGACUUUUCUUGGAGCAAUGUCUGGAAAACCACCAAAAACAAUUCUUACUGACCAGUCUGCAGCAAUGGCAAAUGCAAUAGUGAAGGUGUUUCCAGAAACAAAACAUAGGUUAUGUGUCUGGCAUAUUUACCAUAAUGCCGCCAAGAAUUUGAGUCGUGUAUUUCACGGACCAGACCAGUUUGCCAUGGAUUUUGGAAAGUGUGUAUAUGACCAUGAGGAAGAAGAAGACUGGUUAUUGGCGUGGAGUGAUAUGCUCAAUAAGCAUAAAUUGACAGAGAAUAAAUGGUUGAAGAAUUUGUUUGACGUGAUUCACGAAAAUCUAACGACUAUAUGGUCAAUUAUCUUAAUGACUUUGUACCUUCUUCUCUGAUACUCUUCUUUG